AUGGGCUCAUCCAAGGCGGCCAUGGUGGAGGAUUUUCUUAAGGCAGUGGAGGGCGGUGGCGUUCCCAUGGGCGUCGCUCACCGUGGGUUUCCACAGUGGCGGCGACCAUUGUGGCCUCCCACAGUGACGACCCUCGAGUCGUUCACUGUGGACGCCACAGUGGCGUUGUCCACUGUGGUCGCCCACAGUGGUGGCUCUAAGCCUGCGCCAACCACUGUGCAAACCAUAGUGAGUGAUGGAGAGGGAGUUUUGCAAAAUGCAAUUGCAAAGGUUAAGCGAAUCGUCGAAGGGAAGAUCAAAAUGGGAACUGAGGAAUAUAUAAUGUUUUAUACUGGAAGCUACAAUAAGUACCAUAGAGUUCAUGCCACUUUGAUGCAGGUUGAAUAUGAGAAAGCCUUAGAAGAUCAUAUUAAUUCAACAGUUGCACCCGCACUGAGGGAGAAAGAAGAUGAGUUUCUUUUGAGAGAAGUUGGAAAGCAAUGGGAAUAUUACAAACGAAUGGUUAGAUUGCUAUUGAAUUUUGUGUUUUUUAAUGUAGCCAAGUUUGCUAUGAUCAAACCAAAUCCCAGCGAAGCUGCUCAGAGAUGCUUUCUUGAAAUGGUCUACAAUGAUGUUUUGUGCAGUAAUGUGCAGGCUGCUAUGAUGGUUCAAAUUAAUAAAAUGCGAGAGGGUGAGAGUAUUCUUGAUGGGACUGUAUUGAAUAAUGUUGUGUACUACUUGUUGAAGGUUGUGAAGUAUUUAACGCUGGAGAAAGAAACAAUUGCAAUGCAUUGUGUGCAUCAGAGUAGCCAAUCUGGGUAUGUAGAAAUGGUAGAAAAUGAACUUCUUUGCAAGCAUGAAACUCAACUUUUGAAGGAAGAUUUAGAUUGCCAUCCAUUGUUGAAAAAUGACAAGAUGGAUGAUCUUUCAGAGAUGUUUAAGUUGUUUUCUGGAUUUGGUAAAGGCAUUCAGCUCAUGGCCAAAAUAUUUAGACACCAUGUUACCAGGCAUGGUACAUCAAUUGUUAAACAUGGAGGGCAAAUGGUGGCAGAGGCAAUAAAGGUAAAUAAUAAAAAAGAAGUGAUUGCAAGUGAGAAAGAUCAGUUUAUGAGAAGUGUUAUCCAAUUGCAUGAGAAAUACUUACAAUGUGUGGAGGAGGAAUUUAUGAACCACUGCCUUUUCAAGAAUGCACUCGUGGCAGCCUUUUAG
This is a messenger RNA of Cryptomeria japonica (Japanese cedar), 1188 nucleotides long. Its product is annotated as cullin-1-like. Gene Ontology annotation, cellular component: cullin-RING ubiquitin ligase complex. The record is from RefSeq and is a predicted model, not a curated record. The transcript has 3 exons. Gene Ontology annotation, biological process: protein ubiquitination; ubiquitin-dependent protein catabolic process. Lineage: Eukaryota; Viridiplantae; Streptophyta; Pinopsida; Cupressales; Cupressaceae. Gene Ontology annotation, molecular function: ubiquitin protein ligase binding. Bases 1 to 1188 code for a protein of 395 amino acids.